GCCGGCCAAAAGAAUACAUUGCAAAACUACUGCGUCCUGGCCCAAGAUGAGAUUACAUGCAACACAUAUGAGACUACAAUAUGGUACCCAAAAGAAUGCUACUCUUCUACCGGCGAAUGGCCAUCCGUUGAUUCUGGUCGUUGCCAGUUGGGGUCGUACCGUGGUGGCAACAACUCAAUGUUGGGUCCAGCGGAUCCGGAAUCUUCCUCUUGAACGACCGAAACCUGUUGCGCUCGAGCUCUACUUGAGCUGCCGGGCCUCGAGCUCAGGCUUGCUGACGUGUCUGUCUUGGCAGAGCCAAGUCGCAGAUUACUCAAGGAAGACCGCAAACGAGAAGUCGGUGAUGACGUAUCCGUUGUACGUAUCGUCGGUCUCGCGGAUGCCUCGGGGGAAGACCAAGCGCUCAAUGACGCGUUAUGCAAAGCUUGGUCCUCGAACAGCGCAGCUUGCUUAUCCCUAUAUCUUGAGAAAUCUUCAAGCUCUGGGACAGAGUCCGAGUGAUCAUCCGCUGUCUUGUCAGUGACCGCAAGUUCUCAAGACACUCACCUAAGGAGGGUACACAGUCCACGGGUGUGACCGGCUCCGAUGAUACCCCCAGCUCCAUCGUCGAGAAAUUGACGGGUCUGGAUGUGGUCAGAUUGUCUCAUGUUAGAGCACGUACUUGACUAAAGCUACUUGGCGCGACCGACGACGACGAACCAGCCAGAAGACC
Molecule: messenger RNA, 712 nt
Organism: Kockovaella imperatae
Lineage: Eukaryota; Fungi; Basidiomycota; Tremellomycetes; Tremellales; Cuniculitremaceae
Exons: 1
Coding region: 47-523 (158 amino acids)
Source: RefSeq, a predicted model, not a curated record